AUGUCUUAUAAUGGAAUAGGUUUGCGAACUACAAGAGGCUCUGGGACUUCUGGAUAUGUGCAAAAGAGUUUAGCUUUGAACCAGGAUAGGAAGGAUUCUGGUCAUUCUAAAUAUAGGCAGUUGCUGAAACGAAAAAGAGAAAAUGAAAAGCAGAAGUUGGAAAAUGAUACGAAGAAAACAAGAGCUAGAUCUGAAUUAUUGGGACAUGAGAAUAAGAGAAUGAUAGAGGUACGUUGUAUGGAGCUUCGAGAAGAAUUAGAGGAUAAUAACGAAGAUGAACAAGUCAUACUGAAAAAGGUAAAUAACCUUAAAGACAAAUUGAUUAACGAAAGCUACGAGCAGUCGAGUUCUCAUUUGGAAAUGUAUACCCAAAAUGGAAGUGCAGAUGCUUCUCUAAAAGGAACGAGGGAAGGGCAUGUUGCCUAUAAACCGAGAUAUUCUGACUCUACAGUAAAGACCUUGAGGAAUGCAAGAUAA
Messenger RNA from Priceomyces carsonii, 477 nucleotides. RefSeq names its product U2-type spliceosomal complex subunit. The coding region runs from base 1 to 477 and encodes 158 amino acids. NCBI's taxonomy places the organism in Eukaryota, Fungi, Ascomycota, Pichiomycetes, Serinales, Debaryomycetaceae. The record is from RefSeq and is a predicted model, not a curated record. The transcript has a single exon.